Molecule: messenger RNA, 1147 nt
Organism: Hippopotamus amphibius kiboko
Lineage: Eukaryota; Metazoa; Chordata; Mammalia; Artiodactyla; Hippopotamidae
Gene: ZNF511
Product: zinc finger protein 511
Exons: 6
Coding region: 106-939 (277 amino acids)
Source: RefSeq, a predicted model, not a curated record
CCCGCCGAGCCCGCAGGGCCGGAAGCGCCGCGCGACGUCACGUCCGGCCCCGCCCCGCCCGCGGACGGUGGCCGACAGGCUCUGGGGAGGCCGGCGCGCGGCGCGAUGCAGCUGCCCCCCGCGCUGUGCGCCCGCCUGGCGGGGCCGCCCGGGGCGGCCGAGCCGCUGCCCGUGGAGCGGGACCCCGCGGCUGGGACCGCGCCCUUCCGCUUCGCGGCGCGCCCGGUGCGCUUCUCACGCGAGCACGCCUUCUUCGAGGACGGGGACGUGCAGCGGCAUCUGUACCUCCAGGACGUGCUCACGCAGGUGGGCGGGGCGCCCGAGAGGCCCAGGGUGCCCGAGUUCACCUGUCAGGUGGCCGGCUGCUGCCAAGUGUUCAACGCGCUGGAUGACUACGAGCACCACUACCACACGCUGCACAGGAACGUCUGCUCCUUCUGCAGGCGGGCCUUCCCCUCUGCACACCUGCUGGACACCCACAUCCUGGAGUGGCACGACUCCCUGUUCCAGAUCCUGGCCGAGCGGCAGGACAUGUAUCAGUGCCUGGUGGAGGGCUGCACAGAGAAGUUCAGGACCAGCAGAGACCGGAAGGAGCACCUGGUGACGCGUCACCUCUACCCUACCGACUUCCGCUUUGAUAAACCAAGGAAGAGCACAGGGUGCCUGGCAGCGUGCCAGGAAGCCACCUCCCGAGCUUGGAAAGCCUUUGCCCCGGCCACGCCCGGGGCCCCAGAGCAGGUGUCCACAGACGCCCUGGGGGAUGACGGGGGGCCAUCGGAAGAGGACGCCAUGGACGUCUGCUCUGAACACACGGACCCGCCCGCAGAACGCGCAGGAGUGAGGCGGGGCUACAGCCACAGGGUCCCGUCUGCCAUCUGUUUCGGUCAAGGCGCCGCGCGAGGAUUUAAAAGCACCAAGAGGAGAAACAAGCACCAGUGAGGGCAGCGCCGGCCGCCCCGCGCCCCGCCUUGCCCCGAGGGCCCCCGGGGCCCCGCCCGCGCCGCCCUCCUGCCUCCGCUGCUGGAAUGCGGCCGGAGGCCACGGGGGGGAGGCCGUGGGGGGCCCGCGGACUCUGGGGAGCAGCCCCCCAACGUCCUUUAGAAACACAGGGAAUAAAUGGUUUCACGAACAGUCUCUGGUCGUCGUU